Molecule: messenger RNA, 1079 nt
Organism: Peromyscus californicus insignis
Lineage: Eukaryota; Metazoa; Chordata; Mammalia; Rodentia; Cricetidae
Product: cerebral cavernous malformations 2 protein-like
Exons: 5
Biological process (GO): heart morphogenesis
Source: RefSeq, a predicted model, not a curated record
GAGAUUAGAUUCCUGGGCCACCUCACCUGGGUGACUUCCUCACUGAACCCCUCCAACCCAGACGAGCUCCUGCAGCUGCUGGACACUGCCAGGCAGCUGAAGGAGCUGCCUCUGAAGACCACGCCGGAGCAGGACAGCAUCCUGAGCCUGUCGGCACGCUGCCUGCUGCUCACUUGGCGGGACAACGAGGAGCUCAUCCUGCGCAUCCCCACGCACAAGAUCGCCGCUGCCUCCUAUCUGCAGGACGACGCGCUGCAUCUGCCAGUGCUUAAGACUGGUCUGGGCGUGGACCCGGUGCCGGCGGGCGUGGACGCCAGCCCCGGAGGUACGGGGCGAGAUCCCGGCCCUCCUGGCGCCGCACCCGAAAAGCGGCGGGUGGGCACCGCCGAGCGACGCCACACCAUCUGCAGCCUGGACUGGCGCAUGGCGUGGGGCGGGGGUGCGGGCGCCGAGGCCCGGGCGGCGGGCGGCGGCGGCAGCCUGGAGCGGCAGCGCGCGGGAGCUCGGGCGUCGGGCAGCUGGGAGCGGCGACAGACGUUCAGCGGCAGCUGGGAGCGGCGGCACGCGGGCGGCGGCGGCGCGGGCAAGCCCGGCGGCAGCUGGGAGCGACGCCACCCCGGCCCCAACCCGCUGGAUCCCCAGAACCCCAGCCCCGACGCCUACUGCAACCUAGUCAUCCUAGCUGUGGCCAACAGGGAUGCUGCUGAGGAGUCCUGUGCACUCAUCUGUCAAGUCUUCCAGAUCAUCUAUGGGGACCAGAGCAUCGAGUGUGUAAACCGGGCUGGCUACCACUACAGAUCCACGCCCAAGCGGCCGUGGCUCUCCAGCUGCAGUGAGUACCUAAACUCCCAGAAAGCACCCAGAAAGGCUGGAUGUCCUGAGAGUCGGGGCUGAUAAAGGUCUUUAGGGGUUCUGAGCUGUACCCCAGUUCUAGGGAUCCACUUAAUAGAAUAUCAGUCUUCAAGAUGACCUUUUAAGAGAUGAUCAGGGGCUGGAGAGAUGGCUCAGAGGUUAAGAGCCCGACUGUUCUUUCAGAGGUCCUGAGUUCAAUUUCCAGCACCCAUAUGGUGGCUCACAAC